Molecule: messenger RNA, 4825 nt
Organism: Pseudophryne corroboree (corroboree frog)
Lineage: Eukaryota; Metazoa; Chordata; Amphibia; Anura; Myobatrachidae
Product: zinc finger protein ZFP2-like
Exons: 5
Coding region: 187-2589 (800 amino acids)
Biological process (GO): regulation of transcription by RNA polymerase II
Cellular component (GO): extracellular region
Molecular function (GO): RNA polymerase II cis-regulatory region sequence-specific DNA binding; hormone activity; DNA-binding transcription factor activity, RNA polymerase II-specific
Source: RefSeq, a predicted model, not a curated record
CCAACACUCCCCUGACCCCACUCUCCCACACACCCUUUUCUCCCCUCCCCAGCCACCUACACUCCCCUGCCCCCACUCUCCCUUGCACCCUCCGCUGCCUGCCAGCCACUUACUCCAAGUCACAGCCCUCCCCCUCCCCUUACUCUACGGACAUUAUACAGUAACACCAGGGGACGUGUCUGGGUGAUGACAGGAGAGGAGGGGGAGUAUAUAGAGGAACACAGGGGUCUGUACAAGGAUGUGAUGAUGGAGAAUCACCGGCCCCUCACAUCACUGGGUAAGAGGAGGCUGUCAUGUAUUGUACAGGGGAGAGCAGAUUGGCCCAGUAACAGAGAUACCCCAGAGAGAUGUCCCCGUCCUCUGUAUUCCCAGGAUUGUACAGAGGAGAAUCACAGGAUCCCACAGGAGGAUCAGGAAGAAGAUACAGAUGGAGAAGAAGAGACGUAUGUGACUGAUAAUAAGGCAGAAAAUAUAAAGGCAGAAGAUACAGAGGGAGAAGAAGAGACGUAUGUGACUGAUAUAAAGGCAGAAGAUAUAGAGGGAGAAGAAGAGACGUAUGUGACUGAUAUGAAGGCAGAAGAUAUAGAGGGAGAAGAAGAGACGCAUGUGACUGAUAUAAAGGCAGAAGAUAUAGAAAGAGAAGAAGAGACAUAUGUGACUGAUAUGAAGGCAGAAGAUAUAGAGGGAGAAGAAGAGACGUAUGUGACUGUUAUAAAAUCAGAAGAUACAAAGGGAGAAGAAGAGACGUAUGUGACUGAUAUAAAGGCAGAAGAUAUAGAGGAUGAAGAAGAGACGUAUGUGACUGUUAUAAAGGCAGAAGAUACAGAGGGAGAAGAAGAGACGUAUGUGACUGAUAUGAAGGCAGAAGAUAUAGAGGGAGAAGAAGAGACGUAUGUGAGGGGUGAUCAGCAGUGUAAGGAGGAGGAGAUCCCUACAGAUAUCAGCACAGCAGAUGGACACACAAGCAGGAAUAUCUCAGAAGGACAUCUAAUGUUAUCCCCGGAUUGUGACAUAAAAGAUAAUGACAGAAGACAGGAUUCUCCAGGAGAUAAUCCCAUUACCCCAAUUAUACAUCCAGCUCUAUCAGCUGAUCCCUCUGAUCCUGGGAAAUGUUCUCCUGAUCACUCUGAUAUUGGUGCAUCUGUUACAGCUCUGAGAAUAGAUACAGAGUUUCCCUGUUCGGUAAAUGCCAAAUGUUUUACACAGAACUCAAAGCUUAUUAUCCAUCAGCCAGCUAAGGCAGGUGAGAGGCCAUUUCCAUGUUCUGAGUGUGGGAAAUGUUUUACACGGAAAACAAAUCUUGUUAUACAUUAUAGAAGUCACACAGGUGAGAGGCAAUUUCCAUGUUCUGAGUGUGGGAAAUGUUUUACAUACAAAUCACAUCUUGUUAUACAUCAGAAAACUCACACAGGUGAGAGGCAAUUUCCAUGUUCUGAGUGUAGGACAUGUUUUGCACAGAAAUCAGCUCUUGUUACACAUCAGAGAAGUCACACAGGUGAGAAGCCAUAUUCCUGUUCUGAGUGUAGAAUUUUUUUUCCACGGAAAUCAGAUCUUGUUACAUAUCAGAGAAGUCACACAGAUGAGAAUCCAUUUUCCUGUUCUGAGUGUGGGAAAUGUUUUUUAAAUAAAUCAGUACUUGUUACACAUCAGAGAAGUCACACAUGUGAGAAGCCAUUUUCCUGUUCUGAGUGUGGGAAAUGUUUUGCAGGGAAAUCACAUCUUGUUACACAUCAUAGAAGUCACACAGGUGAGAAGCCAUUUUCCUGUUCUGAGUGUGGAAAAUGUUUUGCACAUAAAUCAACUCUUGUUACACAUAAGAGACUUCACACAGGUGAAACCCCAUUUCCAUGUUCUGAGUGUGGAAAAUGUUGUUUGAGUAAAUCACAUCUUGUUACACAUCAAAGAAGUCACACAGGUGAGAACCCAUUUCCAUGUUCUGAAUGUGGAAAAUGUUGUUUGAGUAAAUCACAUCUUGUUACACAUCAGAGAAGUCACACAGGUGAUAAACCAUUUACCUGUUCUGAGUGUGGAAAAUGUUUUUUAAGUAAAUCACAUCUUAUUACACACCAGAGAAGACACACAGGUGAGAAACCAUUUUCCUGUUCUGAGUGUGGGAAAUGUUUUCCAGGGAAAUCACAUCUUGUUACACAUCGGAGAAGUCACACAGGUGAGAAACCAUAUUUCUGUUCUGAGUGUGGGAAAUGUUGUUUAAGAAAAUCAGAGCUUGUUACACAUCAGAGAAGUCACACAGGUGAGAAGCCGCAUUCCUGUUCUGAAUGUGGGAAAUGUUUUGCAUACAAAUCACAUCUUGUUACACAUCAGAGAAGUCACACGGGUGAGAAGCCAUUUCCAUGUUCUGAGUGUGGGAAAUGUUUUGCAUACAAAUCACAUCUUGUAAUACAUCAGAGAAGUCACACAGGUGAGAAGCCAUUUUCCUGUUCUGAGUGUGGGAAAUGUUUUGCACGGAAAUCAGUUCUUGUUACACAUCAGAGAAGUCACACAGGUGAGAAACCAUUUUCCUGUUCUAAGUGUGGCAAAUGUUUUGCACGGAAAUCAGUUCUUGUUACACAUCAGCUAUGUCACAGGUGAGAAGCCAUUUUCAUGCUGUGAGAGAAAUAAAUCAGCUAUUGUUGAAUACAAUAGACAUUACCCAAGUGUGGAACCAUUUAAAUCUUCUGGAGUAUAAUUAUCACUGUCAUGCAUUGUUUCUCAAGGGUCUAGCCUAUCUCCUAUGCUUUAUGCAAUAUUCAUGCUACCAAGGGUGAAAUAAUCAUAUGUCUUGCCCUGGUCUACCACUGUUAUGCUCCAUGUACUGAGAACCUAAUACCAAUCCUAUAUGGUUGUCUAGCCGAGCUCCGGGUGUGGAUGCCAGUUGGCUGUGACUCAGUCUUAGUGAAACAUAAUAGAAGCUCCCCAAUAAAGGACAAGACUACAGCUUUACAAACCAUCUGGAUUUAUGCUUUGGUAUUCAGUUACAAAAUGCUGAACAUGUGCUGAAUCUUUGUGUUUUCCUGGUUUGUGGCUGACACAGACAUCAGGUAUCAGCCACAUACAAAUCCUCAUUCUUCUAUCUGAGGAACAUAGAAUCAAGCACUUGAUUCCCUCAGAAGAUCUACCUGAAGUCAUACAUGUAUUUGUGUUAUCUGACGUAGACUACUGCAAUGUCCUCUACCUGGGUCUCCCAGCAAAAGAAUUACAGAGCUUGCAGCUAGUACAGAAUGCAGCAGCCAAGCUGUUACCUAACCAGCCCGUUCAGGGCCGUCUUUACGUAUGGGCUCAAUGGGCUCUUGCCCAAGGGCCCCAGGAGUAUAAGGGCCCUAGGCUGAUAGCUGAGGGUCCCCUCUUUCCAGGGGUACCAGAUUUUUGAAAAUCGGCCUUGGGGAACCAGAGAUAUUCAACGUGAAAGCAGAGGUCCCCAUCCGAGCCUGUUAAUUGCUCUUCCCAGCCAGAUAUCUCAGGUUCUGUCUAACUUAGAGUUUUUCUGAGGGUAUAAUCCAAAAUCUGAGACUCUCCCCUUUUGCUGGACACUGUCUCUACUGUGCCCAGAACCAGAGAUAUCAGCCUUCCAGCAGCUGGUCCCUGCUCCAGCUCCACACGCCUGGUAUACAGUUUUAUAUAUUCAUUGGAGGAUUGCUCUGGCUCCUGACCUCUGAUCCCCAAGUGCCCAGAACCUUCUGAAAGGUGGGACUCUCUAGUUUUUUAUCCAAUUCAAAGCUAAGAAGUAUAUUUUCAGGAACUUGAGAUAUCUGCAGUCAAGCAAGCUGCCCUCCCACGAGAAAAUGAUGAAUAUUAAGCCCACUCCAUUAUCCACCCCUCCCCUACGUAUUAAACAUCCCCUACCACCCCGGAAGUCAUGUACCAGGGCUUCUUUAUUCAGCCCAAUGGCCCCUCUACAGUUUAGUCCCAUCUGUGCAGUAAAGGAGUAAUUAGCAGAAAUUACUGCUCCAGGUCCUACAUGCUGAGCGGAAGAUAAAACACCCCCUACCGCCCGUGGGACAUCAAAGCUGCCACUGAUAGCACACCCCACCCCUACCGCUGGAGGAUGGGUAGGGGGCCCAGUGCAUUGCUGUGCCCAGGGGCCCACACUGCUGUUAAGACGGCCCUGAGCCCGUUCCUGUCACAUAACACCCAUUCUCUAUUCCCUCCACCGGCUGCCUGUAAGAUGGAAAAUCUAUUUCAUAAUCGGCUUACUGACCUUCCCAGCCCAACAUUACAUGGUCCAAGGUACUAGAAGCAGCUUCUGACUCCUUAAUGCCCUGCUUGCUUGCUUCUACAGAUAAAGGACUGUUACCAGCAGUACCAAGAAUCUAUGUAAUUCAUUUAUGGGUUGAACGUUUAGUUUUGCAGCCCUGACCAUGGAACUCACUGCCUUGCACAGUCCAAGAGACCACCACUCUAGAGACCUUCACAAACAGACUGAUGACUGUUACUCACGCUUUUCAUUAAUGUACCUCUAUUUACUUCCUAAAUAAUACAUCCCAAAUGCUUAGGUCUUUUUUCUGCUGUUUAUUUUGUAUCUUGGGAUUUGUGUAAAUGUGAAUGUCUAAUACCAGUUUGCACAAUCUGUAGUGCUGCACGACAAUAUGGCGGCCAUUGGAACGUGUUUUCACUUCUUCUAGUUUGCCUGACUUGUUGCAGACACUCAUCUUGAUCAGGAGUGUAGAGUGUUUUCUAAUACAAGAUCCUGUCCAUAUAUACCCUGUACAUUAUCAUGUGCAUUAGAGUCACCUGGGUUCCAUCUGCAGUGGUUUGUUGUAUGUUACAUCUAUAUGGUGCGGAUACUCCCCUGUAUGAUUUCAUAAUAAAAGCUUUUGUUUGCAUCUAA